AUGGCGCAAGAUGCUGGCAAGGGGGCAGAGCUGCCCUCUCUGCACGCGCUCAAGCUGUCGUCCGCGCCGCCGCGGCCGGCGUCGCCCUUGUGGGCCUCGUCAUCAGCACCGCCUCCUCCUCCCCACCCCGACCUCGACCCGGCACCACGAGCGACCAGCGACGACCACCCUCAGCGACUACCCGAACCUUCUACAUCCAAGCCGACCGCCAGUCGGCCAUCCUCCCCUCCCCAGCAUCCACCACCACCAGCCGACGCCGACUCGAUCUCGUACCGCGCGUACCAGGGCGAGGAGGACCUCGAGGCCAUCACCAAGCUCGUCGACGAGGAGCUCAGCGAGCCUUACAACCUGUACACCUACCGCUACUUCCUCGACGAGUGGCCACACCUCUGCUUCUUUGCCUGCUCAAAGGGAGAGCCUAUUGGCGUCGUCAUCUGCAAGCAGGAGCCGCAUGCCAAGUCGUCGAGGUCGCUGCCUGUCGAGUCGGGCGUCGCAGGCGACGAGGAGCGAGGGCACGAGCAGGCUCGACGACCGCUCAUGAGGGGUUACCUCGCCAUGCUCAGCACGACCAAGGCCUUCCGAGGUCGAGGCGUCGCGACCCACCUUCUCCGCCUCUCCCUCUCGGUCAUGCUCCGCCCACCUCCGUCCCUCGUCAACUCGCUCCCGCCAGAUCAUCCGUCCCGCCAACCCGUCGACGAGGUCGUCCUCGAGACCGAGGCCGACAACGCCGCCGCCCUCGCCUUCUACUCCAAGAUGGGCUUUGUUCGCGAGAAGCGGCUGCACCGGUUUUACCUCAACGGCAAGGACGCGUACCGCCUCAGGCUGGACCUGAGCGUGUGCAGGGAGGAUCGUGGCGGCGAGGCUGCGUCGUAG
Rhodotorula graminis WP1 is the source of this 873-nucleotide messenger RNA. RefSeq lists its product as uncharacterized. Bases 1 to 873 code for a protein of 290 amino acids. The transcript has 4 exons. Lineage: Eukaryota; Fungi; Basidiomycota; Microbotryomycetes; Sporidiobolales; Sporidiobolaceae. The record is from RefSeq and is a predicted model, not a curated record. Gene Ontology annotation, molecular function: protein-N-terminal amino-acid acetyltransferase activity. Gene Ontology annotation, cellular component: NatC complex. Gene Ontology annotation, biological process: N-terminal peptidyl-methionine acetylation.